Molecule: messenger RNA, 2974 nt
Organism: Melanotaenia boesemani (Boeseman's rainbowfish)
Lineage: Eukaryota; Metazoa; Chordata; Actinopteri; Atheriniformes; Melanotaeniidae
Product: RCC1 and BTB domain-containing protein 1-like
Exons: 13
Coding region: 271-1866 (531 amino acids)
Molecular function (GO): protein binding
Source: RefSeq, a predicted model, not a curated record
CCGCAAAUAAACAUUACAACUGAGUUCCGCAGCUUCCGCGCUGAAAGUGAAAACCUUCAGCCGUCAAAUAGAUAUAGUGACACCGCUUACCGGAAUCGUUAACCACUUCAGAAACCGAGCUAUUAAACUGCUGAUUAUUGUUGGUUACGGCAGCACUGGCGGCAUUGCCGACCAAGACCCUUCCCCAGUCCCUGUCCCCUGUCUUGCCUUCACUUUGAGGUUUGUCCCUUCAACCUGCCAUCCUCGCCGCAGACUUGCAGGGAGAAAACCAUGGUGGAUGUAACCAAGUGGCCCAUUUUCAGCCUGAUGGGGCCCGAGGAACUCUCCUCGAUACGGAAGGCUUGUGUGUUUGGCUCGUCUGCUAACGAGGCCAUUUACAUCACCAGUGAUGAUGAGGUGUAUGUGUUUGGGCUGAACUGCAGUAGCUGCCUGGGGACAGGGGACAGCCAGAGCACAAUUGUACCUAAGAAGCUGGACUUCUUGAGUGGUAGAAGGGUGGUGAGCCUGAGCUAUGGUAGUGGACCCCACAUCCUGAUGGCCACAGAAGAUGGAGAGCUAUUUGCUUGGGGCCAUAAUGGUUACAGCCAACUUGGAAAUGGGACAACCAAUCAAGGAGUGGCUCCAGUGAUCGUGUCAGCCAACUUGCUCAAUAAGAAGGUCACAGAGGUGGCUUGUGGCUCUCACCACUCCAUGGCUUUGACGGACUCAGGAGAAGUGUAUGCAUGGGGGUAUAAUAACUGUGGUCAGGUGGGUUCAGGCUCCACAGCGAACCAGCCCACGCCACGCAGAGUGUCCAGCUGCCUGCAGAACAAGGUGGUGGUCAGUAUCGUCUGCGGUCAGACCUCAUCUCUGGCAGUAGUGGACAACGGAGAGGUAUACGGUUGGGGUUACAACGGUAAUGGACAACUUGGUCUUGGAAAUAAUGGGAACCAGCUCACUCCUUGUCGACUUGUUGCUCUGCAAGGUUUAUGUGUACAACAGAUUGUCUCUGGCUAUGCCCACUCCCUUGCACUAACAGAUGAAGGGGUUCUUUAUGCUUGGGGUGCCAACACGUACGGACAGCUGGGCACGGGCAACAAAAGCAACCAGCUGAGCCCAGUUCAGAUUAUGACUGAGAAGGAGAGAAUUGUAGAGAUUGCUGCGUGUCACUCCACACACACAUCAGCUGCUAAGACCCAGAGUGGUCAGGUGUACAUGUGGGGCCAAUGCAGGGGCCAGUCCAUAGUGUUGCCUCACCUCACACACUUUUCCUGCACAGACGAUGUCUUUGCAUGUUUUGCCACGCCCUCAGUUAUGUGGCGACUUCUUUCCAUGGAGUAUGAUGACUUCUUGACUGUAGCUCAGUCUCUGAAGAAGGAGUUUGACAACCCAGAGACAGCCGACCUCAAAUUCUGUGUUGAAGGAAAAUACAUCUAUGUCCACAAAGCAGUUCUCAAAAUUAGGUGUGAACACUUCAGGUCGAUGUUCCAGUCUCACUGGAAUGAGGACAUCAAGGAGGUGAUUGAAAUAGAUCAGUUCUCCUAUCCAGUCUACCGCUCCUUCCUUGAGUUUCUCUACACAGACAACGUGGAGUUGCCUCCUGAAGAUGCUAUUGGCCUGCUGGAUCUGGCCACAUCAUAUUGCGAGAACCGACUGAAACGUCUGUGUCAACACAUCAUCAAGAGGGGAAUCACUGUGGAAAACGCCUUCUCCCUGUUGUCUGCUGCUGUGCGCUACGAUGCUGAGGACCUGGAAGAGUUCUGCUUUAAGUUUUGUGUAAACCACCUGACUGAGGUGACCCAGACUGCUGCUUUCUGGCAGAUUGAUGGCAAUCUGCUCAAAGAUUUCAUAUGUCGAGCCAGUCGCUGUGGAGCCUUCAAAAACUGACCUCGACCAGAGUUGAUGAUGGGAACAGAUGCAGGGGAUGCUGCAGGACCCCCAGGGGGGGAUUUCUCCGGGUAUGUCAUUGUCUCAAGUCAAGUGCAUAUACGUUCACAGAUGUUUGAAAUGUGGAAAACUGUUGAUCAUUACCAUCACUGUCAAGUUUGUAUACAUAAUGAAGUUACAAGCUGACAGGCAACAUGACAUGGGGCAGUUCCAGGAACUGUUUCUCACAGUGCCUUAACUGUAAAUUUACACAUAUUGUGUAAAGUAGGAGAUCAAAUGUAUUGAGAAGCUCUGUUGCUUAAUGAAGUUUUAGAAUUUUACCAUUUAAGGAUUCUUGCCAGUUACUGGAUUUCCCUUUUUCUGUUUUUUUUAUUCUUAAGUGACCAAGUUACUUCCAACAUUGCACUUGUGUUUGGUUUUCGGGUUGAGUCUAUUUGCACUUAAAGGUAUGAUGAUGAAACAACAAUCUGACUGAAUACUGACAUAUCAUAAAUGCUGCAGCAUCCAAAGCCUCAUUAAGUCUAUUUAGGUCAACCUCAAGUCAGGGAUUAUUAUUCCUCAGUGGCUUCCACAGCUUAUCUUCAGUCUGUUGGUAAAAUGACACAAACAUGGGGACUUGGGUUACAAAUGUGGAUCAGAACAGUCUACUUCAGUCUUAAAUUGUGCAUUUCUUAGGCCAGAUUGCAUUACUGUGGGCAGCUACAGCUCCACAAUGUAAAAAGCUUCUUUUUUUUUUCUUUCUGAGUCUAUUUUUUCAUGUACAAAAGUUUGGUUUGAUGGUAAUGGACAGUUAAACUGGUUUUUAAUGCCUCUAUUCAUGUGUUGGCAGUAAACCAGACAAGUUUAAGGCUUGUGGUCUUUUGCUUUGUUUAGUUCUGAUUUUUUUUUUUCCUCCAUCCGGUUGAAAUAUCUGAUGUUUACUGAGAAUAUUUACAGUAUUAUCAUUUGUAAAGUUGUUUGCUAUCUGCACUACUGCUGUGAGUAUUCUGAAGAAUAUAUUUACUAGUUUAUACGAAGGAUGUUGUAAAUGAGAAAUUGUGUCUUCUGAUACUGAGUAUUAUGAAGUGCCAGUUAAAUUUUAUGAUGUGAAUGCAAAUAAAGACUUUGA